AUGGCUCCAAUCUACCUAUGGUUUGAACAAUGGUUGCAUACAGGGAGCAGCCCCUUCGUUCAUCAGGAACUGUAUCGCUAUCGGCUUCCACGAUGCACGCAAGAUGCCCUCUCGACCAUUUCUGUGUAUACUCAGCGUACACCUGCAAGAACGCCUUUCAUUUUGCAGCUUAUUGAGUCUCGUGCCACUCAGUUACUUGCAGACUACAAUGUGGUUGCUCUCGACCAUUCGUCAUCCGCUCGCUCGAUAAAACUACUGCCGCUGUCCAUCAAUCCGGAUAUUGAUACGCAUGAGCAUCUCUCCCGUGUUCAUGCUUUGGCCGUGUAUCAGCUCUUGUCACUCUUUUCACCCUCGCCUGACCUUCGUUGCCGAGGUGAGGCUCGAAUCCCUAUACUCGCAGACUGGAUGCAGCAACUGCUGGCACGAUGUCGUAGCCACCAUCCGACGAGCGAAGACUCGCUCUACCCGCCUACCCAAGAGUCUGGACGGUCCUCAGGGCAGGCGCAGAACCAGCUCUGGCAUACCUGGAUCCAGGCCGAGUCAGCUCGCCGCGCCUUCAUAAUAGGGACUACCAUACACUCCCUCUACAUGCUGCUACGAGACGGCAUAGGCUCUGCUGCAAGUGCACGCAAUCACCUCGUGCCUGGUGGUUGUAUAGGUGCGAUGCCCUUCACAACACGCAAAGGUCCCUGGCAGGCUAGCAGUCACGCCAAGUGGGAGCAGCUUGCUGUUGAUGUAGACUUCGGUUUGAGGCAUCUUGACCAGACGCUGAUGAGGGAAGUAUUGAAAGGCGAUACCAAGGAGUCGGAGCUCGAUAUCUUUGCGAAGGUGUUCCUGGCAGGUACUUUCGGCAAGCUCAAGCGCAGACAGACAAACGGUGUCAGAGAGGUGCAGCCAUUGAAAGCAGAUGCAUUACCCGACCCCGAAGAGUCGGAUGCGAACGUGCUGCCCGGCGUCGAUGAGCAGGCCGAGCGAAGGAUCUCUGAAGACGAGGGCGCGGAUGAGCUCAUGGGUGACAAUGACUCUAGCGACGACUGA
Messenger RNA from Cyphellophora europaea CBS 101466, 1038 nucleotides. RefSeq lists its product as uncharacterized. The record is from RefSeq and is a predicted model, not a curated record. Lineage: Eukaryota; Fungi; Ascomycota; Eurotiomycetes; Chaetothyriales; Cyphellophoraceae. The coding region runs from base 1 to 1038 and encodes 345 amino acids. The transcript is spliced from 2 exons.